Anopheles cruzii is the source of this 3215-nucleotide messenger RNA. RefSeq names its product trithorax group protein osa-like. The transcript is spliced from 2 exons. The record is from RefSeq and is a predicted model, not a curated record. NCBI's taxonomy places the organism in Eukaryota, Metazoa, Arthropoda, Insecta, Diptera, Culicidae. The coding region runs from base 185 to 1870 and encodes 561 amino acids.
GUAUUUGCGUAGCGAGGUGAAAACCACAAUCGAAUUAGUGCAUUAGCUGGUUUUCUUUUAAAGUCCCUCUUUGCAUCAGCAGAUCGGAGACGUGUGGUAUCGGAUUUUAGAAAGUGUUUCUGAGUGACCAAAACAAGCAAGAGCAACGCAAUAUUCCUUCGGGUGUUGUGUUUGCAGUCGAGUUAUGGUCGAUACGAGGGUGAAAGAGAAAGUGCGGCCCCGCGCGGCCAUGGCAGGUUACGAAAAUAGGCGCCUGAAGGUGCUGGCAAUCUGCGUGAUGUUGUCCAUUUCGACCUUGCUACCGACGACCGAUGCGCUGAAGAGCAGCAAGAGUCGCAGCAAGAGCUCGUCUUCGUCAUCAUCUUCUGGACGCGUCUCGAAGCCAACCGCGUCAUCUUCCAGUUACUCGAACCCCGGAAGUCUGAGCUAUUCAGGCUAUCAGGCGAAACCCGCUCCGAAGCCUGCUCCGAAACCGUCGGCUCCGGUCGAUUCGUCGUCGAACCAGCAGCGCAUUGGCUGGAAUACCAACAACCAGCAGUCGAAACCCGCCGUUCAGCCAGCGACGGCCAACAAACCGCCUCCAUACCCGGUCCAGCAGACCCACAACACUCAUCAGACGCAUUCGGCCCCGGGUGCUCCGCCACCACCUUACUCGCAUGGGCCUCCGCCACCGUACUCUGCGGCUAACAAUCCUAACGUGAACUCACGCUUCGAACCUCCGCCGAUGUACAGUCCUGGCAGUCAAGGAUUCAAACCGGGUCAGCCGGGCGGCUUCGGGCAGCCGGGAGGAUUUGGCCAGCAGGGAGGAUUCGGCGGUGGUGGUUAUCAUGCUCCGAUGGGUGGAUAUGGCGCUCCGCACGGCACGUUCCAAGGAGGUGGUGCUGCUCCGCCCGUAAACUACGCUCCGGCUCCUGCCUUCCCGAUCGCUGCCAUUCCGGUGGGCGCUUAUAAGCCACAAUCGUCCGGAAUUGGGGUUGGUGGUAUUGCUGCUGGCAUUGGCACAGGACUGCUGGCCGGUGCAGCGGGAUCGGCGCUCUAUAACGCACUCCGACCGGAGGAUCGAGGUCAGUAUCGAGGUGACCGUGUAACCAUUAUCAACAAUGCUCCCCCAGCGGCUGCCGAAGGCGCGGCAGCCCCGGCCGCAGCAGCUCCUGCGGCCCCGGCACCAGGUGCCCCCGCAGCAGCCCCAGUUGCUCCAGCUGCACCGGGUGUACCAGCUCCUGCUGCUCCUGGGGAUGGUCAACCAUCGGUUCCGCUAGCACCGUUCCCUGCCGCUGAUAACUCUAACGCUCAGUCAGCACCACCCGGAGUACCCGAUGCGCCAAUGAUUUUGAAUCAGAACGCCACCAUGGAACAGAAGCCGUCAGCUAAUGAACCCGAGUCUGGAACUCCGCUUGCCGAGGUCCCCGUAUCUCCUGCGUCCACCGAAACGACCACCGUGGGUCCAAAUUCGAAGCAGUAUAUUGCCCCACCGGGCCAGUACUAUCCCGCCACCGGUCAGUACGUCCCGCCAGGGGAGUACGAUCCAGCCACAGGAAUAUUCACUCCCGGCCGCUACAUCCCGGACACGAACAUUUUCCAAUCCGGACAGUACGAUCCGCUGACACAAAUGUUUAUCCCCGGUCGCUACGAAUCCACCGGUCAGUUCUUGCCGGAUCCUAAUCAUCCACCGCUGUCGCUUGCACCGAGUGCACCGAGUGCACCGACGGCCCCGGAAACGGUCACGCCGGCAGUCUCAUCGCAGCUGCAAUCGGAACGGGUAGCGACGGGUGGCGGCGUCACCGCAACGUGCAGCUCUCUUUCGGUCGUAACGGCGCUCGGUGCGCUGCUGAUGUCCGGCCGAUUCCGGCUGCUCGGAGUCGGCUUUUAAGUCCGUAAUUUACGCUCGCUGUUAUCAUCCGCUGGCGCAUCUAAAUUGUAGCUAUUCCCGUAGAUCGGCGGUAUACUAAGAGGCAAAAUUUGCGAGAAAACAGUACAGGCGAGGCUAUUUCCAUAUUUCGAGAGUGGUGAGUAUUGCAGUUUUAGGACGAGCGAACGCAACCUGCUAAUUCAUAAUUUAACUCACUUGAUUAAUGACAAGAAAGAUAGAGAGAGAAAAAGAUGGAACGGAGGGAAGAAACUCACACUUCGGAUUAAAACCGGUUGACCUUUGCUAGUUGAUCUCUCUAUUUACGAGAAGAUACGAUUCAUGACGUUGUUUUUGCUACUUCGGUUUAUUCACACAGCGAAGGUUAUCAGUUCUCAAGCUAUAUAAGAUAAAUUAUGUGCAUUUCUCUCAAUACAUUAUCAUAUUAUUUACCCAACUGACGCAGAAAACAUGGACUAUAAAGUAGUAUUCAGUUUUGUGGUAACAGUUAAUCUGACAUUGGUCCAUUGGGCCAAAUUUAACCUCUCUCUAUCGCAGCGUUUCGAACCUAAACUGCAGUACUGGGUAAUAGUGGCGAGAGCAUUCGCAACGACUACAUGACUUUGUAUUUAAAAUUUAACGUGUAUUAGGAAAGCAUUUUUUCAUAUUGUGGUUGAAAAUACUCCUGUAGAAAUCUUUUGAAACGAUUCACUGUACCUCCUACUUUACGGGAAAUGUCGUGUCUUAGUGUUAGCAUUAAAAACUGAACCAAUCAAUACGAACGGUACGCCACCAGCAAGUGUAGUAGCAAAAGGCUGGUAUUUUCCGUCAAUCAGGACGCUACAAACUAUGCUCUCUCUGUAAUUGCCCUCUCUGUGACCUAUUUCUAUCUACUUCUCUACCGCCAAACUACUAUACACAGAUAUUUUAAAUCAACCUUAUUGAGAAUAGCUGUUUUAACGAUUAAAACCACCAAUAAUGUGACGCGGUGUUCGAUCGAACAAUAAUCGGUGCCGGGCCAAAGUAUUUCCUGUAGAAUGGACGGUAUGUUGUUAGAGCAUGCCCCCACACAUAUGUGGAGAAGUUUUUGAACACAUUUUACUGUUUCGCAAUAGCUUCAGUGGUCUUCAAAAAAGCGCCAAUCUUUCACCGUACUCAUGGACCGCGGAAUUUCAUGAGCUCCAAAUUCGUAUUAGGCGUCGGCUGUGUAGGAAAACUACAGGAACACUGUAGGAUAUCGAUGCUCUAAGCAUUGUCCAUUCAUUGAAGCUUUCGAAGAAAAAGAAAUAGCAAAGGUGCUUUUCAUUUAUUUACAGUGCACUAUUUGUUCAGCUGGCUGGAGUUGAAGCAAUUGAAAUAAAAAACUGAA